UGGCCUUCCUUCAAAGUCACCGGACUGUCAAUGAAUGAAACUGAAAGCUUCGUACUCUGAGGUUCGCAUCGCUCUCGGGGUUCGUCGACGACAUCCAACUAUGGCUGAUCUACAGCGUAAAAGGGUAUUAUGCAAGUACUUCGUACAUGGAGCGUGCUUUAAGGGUGAAUACUGUGAAUUUUCUCAUGAUUGGAAGGAUCAAUCCAACAAUGCAUGUACCUUUUACCAGAAAGGGCUGUGUUCUUUUGGCAGUCGCUGUCGGUAUGAUCAUGUUAAAGUUUCGAAUGCACGUCCUUCCAUGGGAACUGGAUCUCUUCAAGCAAUUCAGCCAUAUAACUUUUCUUUGAACGGAGAGCACAAGCCAUCUUCUAGUUCCUUUAUUGAGUUUUCAGAUCAAGGCAAACACAUUUUCCCAUCCUCUAAGCCUGCUUGGAACCAAAGCCAUCGUUUAAGUACCUUCGAAGACUAUCCUAUUGGUCAUGAUCCUGCAUAUAACAGCAUUGCUGACCAACCAAUCUGUUCUUUUGCUGCUGCUGGUAGUUGUCCUCAUGGUGAAGGGUGCCCUCACAUUCACGGAGAUCAGUGUUCCAUCUGCAAAAAGUAUUGUUUGCAUCCAUACCGACCCGAUGAAAGAGAAGAGCAUGUAAAGUUGUGUCAGAAAAAUAAUCAGAAUCUUGAGGCUUUACGUUUUAGUCAGGAAAUAGAAUGCAGUGUGUGCUUGGAUCGUGUGCUUUCUGAACGGAAGUUUGGUUUACUUUCAGAAUGUGACCAUCCUUUCUGCAUUUCGUGUAUCCGGAAUUGGCGCAGUAAUUGUCCGUCUAUCGGAAUGGAUGUCAACAGUACAUUAAGAGCCUGUCCAAUGUGCCGAAAGCUUUCAUAUUUUGUCAUCCCUAGUGUCAUUUGGUACUCAACUUCGGAGGAGAAGCAAGAGAUUGUUGAAAACUAUAAAGCCAAGCUCAAGACCAUAGAUUGCAAGUACUUUGACUUUGGAAAUGGGACUUGUCCUUUCGGGACAAGCUGUUUUUACAAGCAUGCGUACAGAGAUGGUCGAUUAGAAGAAGUGGCAUUACGGCACCUGGAUGCUGAAGAUGGAAGUAUAGUGAUAGCCAAAAAUAUCAGGCUUUCGGAUUUCCUUAAUAAUCUACAUUUAUAAGGGGCUCAUCAGGUUCAAAUUUAUGUGACCUAUACCAAUUCGAAACAGUAAUGCUCAUUUUCUUCUCUGGAAGUACUAUCUCAUGUGAUCCUUCUUCAGUCACAGUGGAGACCACUUAUGUUAUUCACUGACCGGGAAAUACUAGAUGACUUACAUGGGCAUGGAGAUGAAAGGAUCAAACAACAUGCUAUAUUAUGAACGGCCUGUGGUUUUUUCUUUUGUAUUCAAUGCCGGAAAAUAAUGAGAUUGGAUGCGCAUAAGGGAAUUAUCAGUGACAUAUUAUUUUGCUUAUUUACUUUGCCUGCUAUUUACAUGCGAGCGCUUACCAUCAUUUUUGCUUUAAACUGCAACACAUUUUAUCCUGCUACGAGUUGGUGGUAUUCCUGUAUAGAUAUGUCUUCUUAAGUUUUUAUGACAAGAAUGAGAUCCAAAAUUAUGCAUCUAAUUCACCUCUUCUCGGAUGCGUUAUGGAUCAUUUUAUGUACUUUAAAUUGAAAUGUUAGAUAUUUCAUCAUACUUAUAAGAAUUG
This is a messenger RNA of Phalaenopsis equestris, 1682 nucleotides long. RefSeq names its product E3 ubiquitin-protein ligase makorin. The coding region runs from base 35 to 1153 and encodes 372 amino acids. Gene Ontology annotation, molecular function: metal ion binding; ubiquitin protein ligase activity. Gene Ontology annotation, biological process: protein polyubiquitination. The record is from RefSeq and is a predicted model, not a curated record. The transcript has 9 exons. Lineage: Eukaryota; Viridiplantae; Streptophyta; Magnoliopsida; Asparagales; Orchidaceae.